Messenger RNA from Neocloeon triangulifer, 7843 nucleotides. RefSeq names its product zinc finger protein castor homolog 1-like. Gene Ontology annotation, molecular function: DNA-binding transcription factor activity, RNA polymerase II-specific; RNA polymerase II transcription regulatory region sequence-specific DNA binding. The transcript is spliced from 21 exons. Gene Ontology annotation, cellular component: nucleus. Gene Ontology annotation, biological process: regulation of neuron differentiation; positive regulation of transcription by RNA polymerase II. NCBI's taxonomy places the organism in Eukaryota, Metazoa, Arthropoda, Insecta, Ephemeroptera, Baetidae. The record is from RefSeq and is a predicted model, not a curated record. The coding region runs from base 530 to 5749 and encodes 1739 amino acids.
UUCAUUACAGAAGUGGGGAUACCGGAGAGGUUCAACUCGUUGUUUCAAAUUAGUGUGGCACUCGCGGUCUAGCGGCGCACAACACACCCCUGGCUCGCUCUCGCUGCCUGUCUGCCUCCACACACACACAUACACACACACUCACCUACCGGCUGCCCAAAAUCUCUUCACCGGACUCUGGACGUGGACUUCAGUUUUGGCGCCACCAGUGUGAUUUCUCGGUGCAGUGACAAAGUGUCGGAACGGCCGAUUUUGACCAAGUGUGAGCCCGCGAGUGCCUGAAAGUGGAUUUUCUCUCUUGACUUCUCACACCGACGAAUUUCUAUUAAAUUUAUUUUGCGUGUUCGAAAUUCCAUUCCUGAUUGAGUGUGACCGUAGCUGCCGCGCAACUUUCAGAUCCGCAGCAGCACAAUCUGGCCAUCCUUUUGGUGCAAAUGAUGACUAGUCCGGCUGAGGUCCCGUCACCCCUUCGGCCGGUCCUCCUUUUCUAAGACUGCCCACGCCAUACCCUGAGCACACCACUCUCACAAUGUCGGCCAGCACCCUGACAAACCCGAGCAGCGGCUCGACCCUGCCAGCCGCGACCUCGCCCUCGGAAGACUUCCUCCUGUGCCGACGCACCACCAACAACAACAACGACGAGGGCGAGCCAAGCCCCGCGAGUCGCAAAGCCGCCCUGUGGGCCCCCGAGCUGAGCAGAAGCGACCUGGAUUUGCGCGACGACAGUGGCGACGAAGCAUCCCCGACGGAAGAGUCGGAAGACGAGCGGCAGGUGGUGCAACUAAUGGCGACUGCAGCGCCAACGCGCAACAAACGCAAGAACUUCAAGCCGCGGAACAUCCUGUACUCGUUGGAUGACGAAAACGAGCCCUCGGACGCGGCGGCCGCCGCCAACAAGAGCGCCAAACCGCUUGACCUGACCGACGGUCUGCUGCCCGCCAAGCGGAGGAGCACAAUUCUGCCGAGGCGGGUUGAGCGGAGUCAGACGGAAGCUCGCAGCGACGCCAUGGACCUGUCCGUGCGGCCUCAGGAGGACGACGAACCGCCGGCCGUUGACCUCAGCCACGACCCCAGAGCCAUGCAGGAGGCCCUGAUGGCGCAGCAAUACGCGCAAAUCCAGAGCCAACUGCACGCCCACCUGCAGACCUUCCAGCAACACCCUGAGUUGCUUCUUCAGCAGCGCCACACGACACCUGCGGACGCGUCUGCAAUGAGGGAGUACGCUGAGAACACGAUGAAGGAGCUGCUGGGCAUCUACGGCCUCAACGACAUGGCAGAGUCCAUCACCAAACACGUGCCCAUUGGCAACUUUUCCUCUGGCAAAAUACUCGAGUCGAUGAACGCCACCUCGCGGCUGUCGGCCCUCGGCUUCGGCCGCCCCGCCGGCCUCUCGCUCAGCAUCCCCUCGCCACACCUGCCGCACCCCAACGCCCCCGCCCCCGUCGCCCCCAACCUGCCUGCCCCCAGACUCAGUCCCCCGGUGCAGCCGCCGACGCCCCCGAGGACGCCCCAUUCGCCCAAGGCGGCCAGGACGUCGUCCCCUGACAGGGGGCCAAAGGACAACAACACAACUCCUGCUUCAACUGGCAGGGUCCCACUGCCGCACAAUGUGGCCACCAUUCUCACCCUGGCCGCCCUUCAGGAGCAGAAGGACCGUCUCAUCGGCGAACACACCCCCACGGGAACACCUUCCCUUCCGACCACUUCCGGCCUUUCGAGACCAAUGCCUGGCGUGAGUCCUUCCACGGCCGCAGCUGUGGCCGCCGCGGCCGCCGCCGUUCCACUCAGGGAGCCCAAGGCGUCCAUACCCAUUGAUUACUCGCGGUACGUCCGCAAAUUCAGCAGUGCCGCCGAGUGCGGCAGCAACCACUGCCGCGACCUAAACUACAGAGAGCAUUUCCACUGUCUGGACUGCAACUCUCGCGUGUUCGUCAAGAAGGAAGAAAUGAUUCGCCACUUCAAAUGGCACAAAAAGCGCGACGAGUCCCUCCAGCACGGCUUCAUGCGCUAUUCCACCAUGGACGAUUGCUCAGACCGAUUCCCUGGGUGCCAACACAAUCGCAAGCAGACCCACUAUCACUGCAUCAAGAAAAGAGCUGAUGGGGGGAAUCAUUCACAAGAUGCUAAAUUUCCUCAUUUCUGCUCUCAGGAGGGCUGUGAGAAGGUGUACAUCAGCACGUCGGACGUGCAGAUGCACGCCAACUACCACCGCAAAGACUCGGCCAUCAUCCAGGAGGGAUUCCAGCGGUACCGCGCCACCGAGGAGUGUGGCGCCGCGUACUGCGCCUUCUUCGGACAGCGCACCACCCACUUCCACUGCAUCCGCUCUGGCUGCAAAGUGACUUUCAAGAAUAAAGCUGACAUGGACAAGCACAAGACAUAUCACAUUAAAGACGAGCAAUUGAACAGAGACGGCUUCAAGAAGUUCAUGAAACAAGAAGCGUGCCCCUUUGAACACUGUCGCUUCUCCCGUGUCUGCAACCAUAUCCACUGCAUCCGCUCUGGCUGCAACUAUGUGUUGCAUUCGAGUGGCCAGCUCUACUCGCACAAGCGGAAACACGAGCGCCAAGACAAUGAGAUUGCCUACCGUAAAUUUAAAUUAGCUCAGAGUAUGAUGAAAGGUUUUUCUGAUGGUACCACUCCCUCAGGCUUUAACCCCCAAAAUCUGAGCCCAGGGAUGCUCCAAGCAUUCCAAGAGCAGCUUGCUCAAGAAGCUCAUGCUACAAGCACUCCUGGACCGUCGAGAUACGACGAGUCCUCCCUAUCAAGACUUGACGACUCUUUGGGUCUGAAAAUCGAUGAGUCCGGCAGCCGAUUCGAUGAAUCCUCUACAGCUGAUGACAGCCAAGAGUACAGCCUAAACAUGAUGGACGGAGACGAUAAAAGUCGCAGCACUUCGCCACCCCUUUCCCAAAUUAACAAAUUCACAGCUGCCAUGUUAGCUGGCAUGCCAAUGCCUGGCUUUGGAGUGCAGGCUGGACCUUCCACUGCAGAGCCGCCAGACACCCUGGCAGCCAUGGACUUGACCGGCGAGAUUAAGCCGCGCACUGACGACCUGUGGAAAAAGUAUUUGACCCUGUUCAAGGCUAAUGAGAAAUGUGUCAAGUCUGGAGAGUGCGCCCACCUCUUCAAAGAACACUUCCACUGCAACGCCGAGGGCUGUGAUAUGACCUUUGGAUCUCAAGAGGGAGUGUGGGACCAUGCUCGGUGCCAUGAGCAGCAAGAGCAAGUGACCGAAGCCUUCUACAUCACGACUGAAGUUGGCCAGCAGGCCUGCGAGUGUCCUCCAGAGUGUCCCUUCCAAAAUAAGGAGACCCAUUAUCACUGCGGAUAUGAAAACUGUCGAGAAAUCAUCAUGACAACUGACAAGCCCUUCAGACGCCUUGACCACUACAAAAUGCACGAGUACUCGAGGAAACUGAGUCUCGGAAAGGACGCCAUGCAGAUGUCUUUAGCCACCUCCAUCGACGGCAUGUUCAGGCGCAAGAGAGGCAGACCACCAAAGAAUCGAGUCAUUGAGGUGUGGAAUGAUUGUUUCCAAUCGCAAGCAAGUGGUUCUGGCAGCAUUCUCGACUCACCCCAGGCGAUUUUCACAAGCUUUAAAUUGCCAAAGCCCAGUUUAACCCUGGCUCCUGAAUCCCCUCAGGACAUGCAGGCAGCUUCUCCCGACAAUGGAGACGAAGACAUGAACUCCUCCGACGAAAAGGGUUCUCAACUUCCGAGUGACGUUCAGGAAGGAUUUUACAUUUUUGAGGAAGGCACCGAGUGCCCUGACCAAAUGUGCAUCUACUCUGGCAAAUUCCACUACCACUGCACCCAACCAAGAUGCUUUUAUGUCACCGAGAGGGAAGAUAUCCUCAUCAUGCACUCGAAAGAUUUCCAUGACAACAUUGAUAUUCUGGAGGGAUUCGUUUUCUUUGAUCGCAGCAUUGAUUGCAGACAACCUUCCUGCCACAGCAACAAAGUGAACCGCCACUUCCACUGCACGCGCCCCAACUGUGGCUACACCUUUGUCCGAUACUCAACCAUGGCUCUGCACGAGCAAAAGCACCGCGAGGAGUCUGGACUGCAGUCAGUCAACAGCUCCGUGUCCUCGCAGCAGCCGAGCUCCCCCGCCCAGCCUGGGGGCAGUUCGGAGGCCUCUCCGCCACCCCAGUCGAGCUCGCCCCUGAGCGCCAGCAGUGCCUCGUCCAGCAUCCGUAAGAUCAAAAUGGAGAGCAGCCCAGCUAUGAACGCCCAGUCCGACAUUGCAGCCCUUAAAACAGUGGUUAAGGCAGCGGGAACGUACUACCCUUUAUCUGCAUUCUCGAGUGAGAGGCGCGCUAGUUCGUCCGAUGAGCAGUCCCAUUCUGUCCCCCAAUCGACCACCACCUCUUCUUCUUCGGCAGGAGUCGGUGCCCAAAGACCGUUAUGCAGGGUGCGCACAGACCUGCAGUCCCGCCCUGCAGCAGAGCCGGAAACGAGCAGUGGCUCGGACACCUUGAGCCGGAUGCACCAACAGUUGGCGGCUCACCUGAGCAACUCCAUAAUCGAAUCAAAACCAGAGUGGAUGGCUCUGGACAGACACUGCAAGUACGGACCUGAACUGUCCUGCAGCAGACCAUUCUGCAAAUUGAAGAGGAAGGAGCAUUAUCACUGCAACGCUUGCAACCAGGCGUUCUCCGACCUGGACCGACUGCGCCCCCACAUUCUGAAGCACAGCAGCGGCGCCAUCAGCCCCGGCUCGCAAAAUCUCAAGCGCGAGUCGGACGACACCGAGCGCAGCAGCCCGUCGCCGCAAAACGGCUCCUCGGCGGACAACCCGGGCCACCCGUGGGACCACUCGGCCGUGGCCAACGCCAUGUUCGAAGGGCACGACCUGCCGCCAGGGUUCGCGUCGCACGCGGCCGCGGCGGCCGCCGCCGGCUACCUGCCGAGCCCGUUCGCCCUGAUGACGUCGCAGAGCCUGCCGUUCAUGCACCAGCCGGCGCUGUACUCGUCGCCGGCCGGACUCAUGUUCGCGCCGGCCCUGCACCCGUCGCACCACCAGGCGCUGGCCGCCCUGCACCAGCAGCAGCAGAGCGCCCUGAACGGCAUGCAGGAGCACGAGAUGAACUCGCUGCUGGGCAAGCGGUGCUCGCCGAGCGCCCUCAGCUCGCCCCUCGACAUCAGCACCGAGGCCAAGAAGGCGCGCAUCCAGAGCAGCAUGCGCAUCCUCAAGGACGAGCCGGUGCCCGAGGGCUACCUGCGCUUCCGCUUCAACGAGGACUGCAAGUACCCGCACUGCGGCUACCGCGAGCACCAGACCCACUUCCACUGCAUGCGCAUCGACUGCGGCUACAGUUUCUGCGACAAGACGCGCUUCGUCCAGCACACGGCGCGCCACGAACGCCUCGACACCCUCAUGGGCGGCGACUUCCAGCAGUUCAGGGCCAACGUCCACUGUGGAAGGGGCGACUGCGUCUACGCCACCGUCAUGCCCUCCACCAACGUCAGAGGAGCUCUGCAGAACAAAGCGUCGCACUUCCACUGCCUAAAGUGCGAGUUCGUGUGCACCGACACCAACAAGGUGGUGGCCCAUCGGCGACAGCACCAGAAGCUCGACUCGAUCAUGGCGGCCGGCUUUGAGAAAUUCACCCCGUCGCAGAAUUGCAACGUGGACGCCUGCGCCCACAACCAGAAGCAGACGCACUACCACUGCUUGAGCUGCCACUACGCUGUGCUCGGUCUUUCACAAAUGUCAGCACACAAAUACCGCCAUCUAGAAUAAUAAUCAACCGACGACUAGCUGGCGAAAUGUGUAAAAAAAAAUAUCAAGAUUUAGAGAGAGAGAAAAGUAUGUAUAAUUAUUAUUAGUAAAAAAUUUAAAGAAACACGCGCGUUGGGAGAGGAAACGAAAAUUGGUUUUGCUGCUGAUCUCUAGCUAGGUAUGAAGAAAAUUCGCAAAGUCAGAUCCAACUGAAAAUAAAUGAUAUCAGAGUGUACAUAUUUGAAGAAGUUGUUAUAACUGGUAGCUGUACGUAGGCACUACUUUCAGAUGAUAAGAAAUAUUAAAUAUAUACCAGCAGCGCUAAAAAGAAUCAUAAAGUAACUUAUAAUCAUUGAUGUGUACAUUGAAGAGAGAGAAAGAGAGAGAUGUUUCAAGAAACAAUCACAAAAUGCUAAUCUUCUUUGGAUUUUAGAUUGUUUUUAAUUUUUAGUGUGAUAUCUAAGUAAGGUUUUGAGUUGUUCGAAAAACUCGUUAAACAAAAACUGCUCUGGAGUUAAGAAAGAAAAGGAAGAAGUUUUCAAUGGGGAACAACUUUUGUGUUUACGUGCGCGACACUUGUUUUUAUUUUUAGUUUUUCUUUCGUUGUGUGUUUUGAGACGGAAAAACUUUUGAAUAUACCUGUAUACCAUUCUGCCAAAGGUAGAUUAUAAUUUUUACUUUUUAUUUUGUUGUUUAAAGAAAAGCGGAAAUAAUACUGAAACCCUUGGAAUUUUUGUCAAAGGUGCCUUCUUCGUUUUGACGAUUUUGAGUUUUGCUGAGAAAACUAUAUAAAAUUUGAAAGGAACUUUUUAGGGAAGUCUGUAGCCUGUGCCUUAAACUGAAUAGUGCGCAUUGGCUUCAAAUCUGAGAAUUCCGUGGUGACAAAAAAAAUUAUAGCCAUCAGCCUUUUUGGGAGUCCCACCCUUUACACAUUUUGACAAGUAGAGAAGAAUUACAUUAUCCUAGUACAAAAGACGCUUAACCCUUUCCUCCUACUUUCCCCUGUUUCGGUUCAACAAGAGUUGGUAGGGAAAGUUUUUAGUAGCAUAAAAAAAUCAAUCAAUCUAUCAAUGGAUAUCACAUUCAUGACGAUGCAUUGCAUGUUGUCAAAAUUCUAUUUUGGAACUGUGAAUAGGACGACUUAAAACCGUUUUGGUGCCUUGCAAAAUUCUCCAUUGAAUUUCUCAUUGCUUCUUGCGUUUCUUAUGAAUAUACUUAGAGUAAAAACAGGAAAAAAGUAAUGUCGUGUAUAAUUAACUUAAAAUAUAGUAGAGCAAAAAGAAUGCUGAGAUAACUUUUGACAAAGUGGAAAAUUUUACCUUUAGAUGAUGAAAAUAUGAGCAUAUUUUUGUAUGACAAAAAUACCAUUCCUGGCCUUUGUGUAAGACAAAAAGUGUAGCAGAAAACGCGUAUUAUAAAAAAAUUUAAUGCUUUCUAAAUGUUCUACAUAAACUCACUCGAUUCCUAUAUAACCGGCAAAAGCAGAAAUGAAACGUCUCUCUUGUUGCGUUAGUAAAUUAUUCAGUCACAGCUAUUAGAGCGUAGAAACUGAGAUUCCUGAAAUUGGCUUAACACCAAAAUUCAAAAGUACCCAAAGGCACAAAAUUUGCAUUGUUAUUCACACUAAAAGAACUGCUUUGAGAUAAAUCGGGAUGGCGCAACCGCCCGUUAAAUUGUGUAUAAAACGAUGUUUUUGUUGAUUUGUGAUGAUUUUUUUUCCUUUCGUUUUAUGGUUAUUACUCUCUUGUGUAAGAAAAGUGCAACUAAAUCUCGAUUAUGUUUAUGAUUAUUAUUAUUAUUAUUAAGUACCUAGUCAUGCACUACUUUUUGAAUACGACAAAGGUCAUUUUCUGCCUUUUUAUCAUUAUAGCGAUUUUUUCUUCAACAAUUAAUAUAUAAAUGAUAAUAUCGUACACGCAAUGGGUGCAGAAUUUGUCAGUGCCUUUUACCAGUAUGCAAAAGACACAGUCACACACCUUUGCAAUCGAUGUGGAGAUUUACUGAAACUGACACGGAUCGAUCUGUAGCAAACGAGAGGAACAUUUUGUGUAUGUAUGUAAGUUUGUGUACAGUACCGCGCAGAAAGCAACAAAAAAAUAAUAUUGAAGCUAAAAA